AUGCUCAUUUCCAUAAUCGACUCUAUUGCUAGCAGCCCUUUAACCCAGGAUACCAUGGAGGCCUAUACUCACGCUAUGAUAGUGCAUACCCAGUCCCAAAUAUCGUCUCUUGUUGGUCUGAGCGAAAGUCAUGGAACCAGCCACAGGGAUUCUGGUGAUGUUCCCACCAGCGGUGCGCUACACCAAGGGCCUGGUCCUCCCACAUCGCUGAGACCGAAGACAGACGGCACGCUUGCAAUUGCGGCGAAUAAUAUAUUUGAACUUAGCUCAUGA
This is a messenger RNA of Penicillium waksmanii, 273 nucleotides long. RefSeq lists its product as uncharacterized. Lineage: Eukaryota; Fungi; Ascomycota; Eurotiomycetes; Eurotiales; Aspergillaceae. The record is from RefSeq and is a predicted model, not a curated record. The coding region runs from base 1 to 273 and encodes 90 amino acids. The transcript has a single exon.